Molecule: messenger RNA, 6833 nt
Organism: Monomorium pharaonis (pharaoh ant)
Lineage: Eukaryota; Metazoa; Arthropoda; Insecta; Hymenoptera; Formicidae
Exons: 4
Coding region: 6409-6825 (138 amino acids)
Source: RefSeq, a predicted model, not a curated record
GACAUGUACCUAAAAUAUUUUCUAAAACAUCAAAAUAACGGCGACUUUUACUAUCUGGGAUAGUUAUGUUCCCGUAAUAUUUCAGAAACGUUCUUGCGGACCAAAGCGGACGUUUUGACAUUGCUGCAAUCUUACAGAAACAUUGCAGAGACGUAACGUAACGUUACUGUAACAAUUUCAACAUUUCAGUGUUAUGUCUCUGCAAUAUUGCAGAUACUUUUGUGUACUAUCAGGUCAUUGUUCUUUUGUGUAAUAUCACCGAACCAUUAUCCAAUCCUUCUUCCUGUCGAUCAAUCUUGAAUUUGCGAGACUUAUGUCCGUAUUGAUAGUCAGGCCUUAUACUUAAGGCCUUUUUAAAUUCAUCUUUAGAUACUUUGUAACCAUCAAUGAAAUGAUCCGUAGAGCAUCUAAAGAUAAACUUAAGGAGACCUUAAAUAUAAGGUUUGACUAUGAAUACGGGCAUAAAUCUCCGUUCUCUGAGUAAAGUGUUUAGAUUGACCCAAAUUAACCCAAAAAUAGGAGCGUUACCAUCAAGAAUACGACGUAACACAUCAUAUUUUCCAUGGUAGUAGAAUAUUUCAUGUUUACGUAAUUUGUAGUCUGUUUUUUGUCGCAAACUAAUUUCUCGUCAGAUGUUCGAAUUAGAUCCGAAAACUUGUCAAAAGGACAGAGAAUUUCGCAAUCUGAGAUUGUUUAUCGAUAAUGGACGAAAUGUCUCGAUAAUAUAAAAUAAAAUUACGUCGCAUAUAGAAUUAAAUUUGUAAUAUAUUUUUGUUACUUAUAAAAAAUUUAAAUUUUUUUAUAGGGGAAGUGCGCCGGUUGUGGGCACGCUCUAGUUGUGGGCACCCAUACAUAAAUUUGAACAGCAAGCAUACGCUACUGAUCUGAGUACUGAAAACGUGUGUAUUGACGGUACGCAGUUUUCGUGUUGAUACCGAAAUGAAUACACGCAUUUGCGUAGUAGCUGUGAGCAUAGUAAAAAUUAUUUGCAAUAAAUAAACAGAAAAGUGAUUUUCUACUCUUUUCGAAGUGCGAUAAAUCGGUGUGAAUUCUUUCAAAAAGGUAAGUGUUUCAUUGUGUUUGCAGUAUUGUUAUUGUAUUUUGUGAUUUUAUUUCGUAUUCAACCAAAAUUUUUGCACCACAUAAUUUGUUAGUCUUUUGGAAAAAUAGCUGCCAUUCCCGGUUAUGAGCACCUUCAUGUUACCGGUUGUGGGCACCCUUGUUUUUUUUCAUUUAAUGCGUGUGUUUGGUUGAGAAACUGCGUAAUAUCGUUUUUUAUGUUGACGUAACGUAUUUUAUCACUGUUUUUAUGCAUUUCACGCAUUUUUAGCCACGUCAACCUCGGAAAAAUUAUUUGAUAAAAAAAAGGAUUUUAAUGCGCUGUUGCAAGCCAUUAAGUGUUGCUUAUACGGACAAUAAACCUGUCAAAGGAACUGCUAAAGCAUAUGGCAUUCCUCGGAGCAGUCUGCAACGCUAUUUGAAGAAAGUGGCAGCCCAAUUUGACGAUAUUUCAUCCGUAGAAGAUGGUGUUUUGUUGGAAUUUGUCUGGACCUACUGCCACGGAAAUUGACCGCCGCAAACUCCAUUAAAUGCAAUGAAUGCAGUCGUCCGGUGCACUGAUAUGCACAUGAUUUAAAGUGCACUGAUAUGCGUGCCAGCUACUUCACAUGCAAGCAUUGUGCUUUUGAUUUCGAAGAUGAAGAAGGCGAUGAGUAAUGUGAAAACGUGUCAUCUUUUUUUGUUCUUUUUGCCAAUGAAGGCUUCUAAAAUAAAUAAAUUUUUAUUUUUCCUUUAUUUGUGGGGGUUUUCCUUCAUAUUUUUCCAUUUUUAGCGAAUUUUUUAAGGGUGCCCACAACCGGGUACAAAUUUUUUUUGUCCAAAAAUUGUCACUUUACUAAAUUUUUAAUAAAAUUUUUCUAGUUGAAGAAAUCAAUUUAGUUCCUUCACUGACAGUUAGCUAAGGCCUCUAGCUUUCCACUGGUACACAUAUGUCUGCAUAAUAUGCAUUUAGUCAAAAGUUAUGAGCUAAAAACAAAAUGGUGCCCACAACCGGCGCACUUCCCUUACAUGCUAACAUUUAAAAAAAAUAAUUUCAAGAAUUAAAUUUAAAAAAAAAUAUAAUAUAUUUUAUGAUAUAUUUUAUAAUAUAUAUUAUAAUAUACGUUUUUAUAUAUUUUUAUGUCUGAACAGAUUUUAUUCUACAUUUUCUUUUUAUUUAAUAAGAAAUUACUUCUUUCUAGAUUUCCGAAAAAAUGGUCCUUAUAUGUAAUUAUAUAUAUUUAUGUGGUUUAUUUUUUCUCGAAUGUAUUAACAUUUAUGUAUUUACAGACAUAUACUAUUUGAUAACUUACUCACUUUUACAUAAUACUGACUGUUUUGCUGUAACAAUUCUAGAAUAACUGCGCUAAAAUAUUCAGGUACAUGAGGUUUGUAUACUUUGAACGCAUACAACAAUGCCGCGAUGUUAAGGUAACCACUUGUUACGGGCCGGAUUUCCCCAUCCGACUUCGUAACCGACAUAUGUAGAUCGCGACUAAGCAUUCGGCGAAAUAUCAAUGUAGCAAAAGAAAAGAUCGCGCAACUCCAAGCGCGACAAUGAGAAAAUAGCGCAACGGCCCAAUUAGAGCCGAAUACCCGAAAUUCAGACGCAGCAGCCUUGCCGAGUAGCAGGAACGCUGAUCGGCAAGGAUGCAACGUAACCUAGAAAACUGGAAUAAAAAAGGGAAAGCCCAACGCCAAGUCGGGCUCAGUCAUAAUCAAUCUGUCGCGUUAUAAUUAUUCUGUCACGUAACCCUGCUGUAAAAGUAAUCCAUCGAGUGAAGUUAAGUAGUGAAAUAAAGUGUACAUAUUAUCCACGUUGGAAGUGCCUUAUUUAAACCCCAAUUCCCGGGAGCGCACUCUCGAGCAAGCAGAGUGCAGCCAAUAAUAAGUGACCAGCGGUGCGAAGGGCCUCUAACGGAGGACGGACCCCGACGUGCACGGAACGGCACGACACACUGUAUAAAUAAAUUUUCGUAUUUGACUUUGUACAGUUUGCUUCUUAUACAGCUAGCAUAUUUACUGACAUGACAUAAAUUAUCGGACCUAUAAAUUUUCACUCACGGUAAACAUGCAACCAUAAUAAUAAAAUUCUGAAUAUGCUCUUACCAGCAUACAGCCUCCUUAAUAAAGGAGAAUAAUUUCCAAUAUUGUAUGCAAAUAAUGGACCAUCCGGGAAAUAAUUAUAUACCCAUUCAGAAAGAGUCAGAUUCAUAAAUGAUUCCGCUACGAAAGUUUAUAUAAAUAAAGCAUCCUCAGAAGUGUCUCGAUCUUCUUGCCGGUUAACUUUGUUAAUUCAUUUAUCGUGCCUCUGAAUUGGGAAAAUUUUUUUUUAAUUUCGGGCAAACUUAGUACUCGAUUAUGUUCAUUGAGAUACCUAAAAAUAAUCUGAAAUAUAGAUUAUAUUCCUCGUAAAUUUUUGAGCUUCAGAAUAUAAAUCUUAAAACUAUUAUAUUUUAUUUAACAAUCAUUGUUUCACAUAUAAACACAAAAUUACAUGUUUCUUAAAAAAUUUAAGAAAAAUAUGUUGUAAUGUUAAAUUUUAAGAAAAUAUUAUAUUAAAAUUAUAAUAAUCAUCUAAUACACAAUAUGAUUAUAAUUUUGAUAAACAAACUUUGCUCUAAUUCUUUUGUAGGAUUUUAAUCCUAGUUCUAAUUGUACAAUAUUGUUUACAUAGGUUGUCUCUAGGAGAGCAUGGUCUUAUUUUGUACAAAUAUCAUAAAUUUUAUGUGUCAAUCAAAUAUCAUUGUAAAGUGACAGCAAUUAUCGACCGUAAUGUUAAAAAACUAAUUUUUUUUAUAUGAACUCGAUCAUUCUUCUUUACAUUUUUGUACGUAUUAUAAUUCUAUAAAAGUACAAUUUUAUAAAGCUAAUUAAAAGUUUAAAAUUAGUUUAAAACAGGGAAUGUUGGUAAAAUAGACGACUAUAGAAUUUCUUUAAAACAAAAAAGGUUCUUUCUUCUGUGUGUUUAAGGUAAAGCUAAAGUGCCUGUUAAACUCAAUCGGCGACAGUAAUGUAGUCAUUCGUACAUAUCAUAUGUAUUUUUUUUUUAUAGAUUUGGAAAUCCUUUUCUAGAAUUAAAGUACAUGUAUUAAUAUUAGUGUACGAAUUGGACUUUAUACCGAGAAUAAAAAAUUGUUUUUAGAUUGUUUUUAAAUUUUUAUUACCUUGUACUUGCAAUUAUAAAAAGUUGAAAUAAAAAAACUUUCUUUCUAGGCUUAAUCUUAUUGUUAGUUUGAAUUGCAUGUUUGUAUAUGUUAUCUCUAAAAGAAUAUGGUUUCAUUUUGUACAUCGUAGACUUUGUAUAUUAAGUAAAUAUUAAGUAAAUAUUGUUAUUAAGUUCUACGUAUGAAAAAUAAAAUUUUUUUUGUUUUUUUAUAUAUAUUUGGUCGUUUUUCUUUAGAUUUUUGUGCGUACUUUAAUUCUGUAAAAGACUUGCAAUUCUAUAAAACCACUGAAAACUUAAUUUAUUUAUAAUACGUAAAACAGACGGUUUUAGAAUUUUCUUAGAUAUAGUAAUUGUUUGAUCGUCACUUUCGUUACUAAAACUGCAUUCCGUUUCACGCAUAAUGCGCAUAAUGCAUCAUUCAUCUUUAUUGUUUGUCUGACGUUAAACAAAGAUGAACAAUGUAUUAUGCGCAUCAUGCGUAAAACGGAACGCAACCUAAGUCAUGCUUACUGUGGGCAUUCGAUAGACGCAAAAAAUUAUCAUCAGCACGUGGUAAGCACGUGAUCGGAAUCGGUUGUCAAUUUAAAAGGUUCCACUGUUAUAGUUUAUUCUUUGGCAGAAACAGAAGGUGAAAACCAAUUGCAGAGACAUUUUUGUUCUAUCAAAAUCGGAACUAUGAGCUACGACGAAUUCUGGCUGAUACAGAUCUCUAAGUUUAUAUCUGCUGUACAAAAUUUGUCCUAAUUUAUAUUCACGCCUUUUGCCCCGCUAGCAAAUUACAUUAAUUAAUUAAUUAUAAAACUGCAUUAAUUAAUCUCAAAUUAAGUUAUAAUGCACGGUAUUUUACUAAAAUAAAUUUAAUUAGUAUAAAUAAGCUUGCUAAAUCAUAAAAAUAAUUAUAAAAAACACUUAAGCUUGUUAGAGAUCGCGAGAUUGACAAAAGUUAAGUUUUGUCAAUCUGGCGAGAUCAGUUUGAGUAUCCUACACUGAGAAAAAAAAUCAGUUGAUUUUGCCAAUUAGUUCAAUAGAUUCUACUGAGCAACUCAAGUGGGGCGUUGUUACUAUUUGAGCACCGCGGUAGUUUUUACUUGGUAAACGGCAGCGUAAGUUUGUGACUGCGUACUAGGAGUUUUACUGUAGUCUGCGAAGUUUAAUAAACAAUUAUUAAAUCUGUAUUAAAGUGAUCACGGUAAGGCAGUUUUUAGUUACUAUUACUAUGUCACAAUUCGCAGAUACAUUUGAGCGUAAUUGUAGAAAAAAAUAACCUAUAACCUAUAUAAAUAGAUGUGUAUAAUAUUUCAACAAAAUUAUUUUCUAUAGAUCUUUAUGUAUAUACAGGGUGAUUCUUAAUGGAUGUUUUUGCUUUUUACCAUCAGAGACUUACCGACGAUAACUUAUUGACUGUAUUUCUAAAGACUGCAUCUUAGUGACAGUUCCUUAGGUCGACGGCAAGUUAAAAAGUAUUUAAACAUUUUUUGUUAAGGAAAACUAAUUUCCAGACAACAUUAUGACGUCUUAAAGAUGUCUUAAAGACGUCUCAAAAUUUCUAAGACGUCUUACAAAAUUGUCAGAAAGACGUCUUUAAGACGUUAUAUAUUGAGACAUCUUAUGUCCCGAUUUCCGACGUCUUUAAGGGGUUACACCAACCUAGCGGGUUAAAAAAAUCGAUUUUUUUAUUACAUUUUUUUGAAGCUUCAAGUUUCGAGAAUAUAUCCUGAAAGUUUUAUGUUGAUAUCUGCAAAAAUGUCGGAAUUACAAAGAGUUGAGUAAAACGGGAUCGAGCGUUUAAGUGCUUGAUUUGGAGCAAUAUCAACAUAAAUCGCCACUGGACGAUGAUGUGAUUAAAGCCAUUCGUCUAAUAUUUGAACAACUUUCUAGUGAUAAUUUACUGGAGAGAUUUACGUCGAUAGAUUUACGCAAAACGUUAACAAAAGUUUGAACAAUCUGACUUGGCGCAUAGCGCCAAAAGUGCAGCGCAACGAUGUACACGUUGUGCAAAUUGUUGCCAAUAUUGCUGCAUGCACAUUUAAUGAAGGUGCUGCCGCAUAUUUAUUAAUGAUAAUAAAAGAAUUGUGCUGCAUAUUGCGAAAAUCAAGACCGAGCGCGCAUCGAUGUGGCCGAAGUACUACCGCAGAAGGUGACGCGCGAAGGAAGGAUUGCUCGCCGUCAACAGAGGUUUUCACAGAGCGCUGCUGCUAUUGAUGUGGAAGGAAUCUCAUAUGGCCCCGAAAUUGCAGAUUAGAGUCGCCAGCUCCUUUCACCUUCAAGAAGCAAAGUUCGGAUGCUCCCCUGUGCUGGAUCUCGUCCGGAACACCCGCUUCGACGUCAGGAAACAGCACCGUGCUGAGAUCAGUAUCCCGCUUAUAGGUUAUGUGCUCCCGCGUUGCGUCGGUUUUCCCUCGACGCUCGUGGUCCUAUUCCUUACACUAAUCCCUUCUCUUUUAUUUUCAGGUGCCUCCCGUAGCUGCUCAGGAUUCGUCUGGAUCGCCGCAAUCUCUCCGGAACAUCACCAGAUCGCCCAGGACUUCCCCUCAGGAAAGGACACUCACAUCCGGAUAGGUGCCCGUCCGCGUCGCUUUUUCACACUCGGGUCAUCGGAUGGAAAAUAUCUCGCUUAAUCACAACG